UACUACGGUGAAGCACUUGCUGCUUCUAUAUCAGAUAAGAAGACACUGACGAGUCCAGGCUAUCCUCUCUUGCCUCCUGCCAGUUUGUUGCCAUGGAGGUGCAGAUGGAUACUCAAAGUACCGGAUGACCUUUCCACCGGUGGAGCAUAUGUAUUGAAAGUUACUUUUAAUCACUUCAAUCUGCAAAAAGGUUUUGAUAGACUCACUUUUUAUGAUGGUAUCAAUUCAGCAUCAACGCGUCUUGGAGAAUCAUAUUCCGGAACGGUCCAUCCUGAUGUGAUUUAUUCCACAGGCAUCCACAUGUUUGUUGAUUUUUCUGUGGAAGAAAAAUGGUAUUUGGAAGCAGGCAGUUUUAGUUUAAACUUUUCAGCCGUGGUCAGAGGUAACGUUAUUUGGGCAUUCUUGGCUUUACUCUGAAACUCAGUUGGCCUAAGGGGCCUAGGGAGGGGGGAGGGGGUGAGGAGAUGGGAUCGUUUAAGUUCUUGCGUAAGUUUGCGGAGUUUGUCUUUCCGUGGUUUGACUAUUGAAGCCUUACAGGUGUUGAAAAUGUACUGUAAGGCUUAGGGGAAAGUCUGAUGGCAUUAUUCACAACACCAUGAUUAGUGAAAAGAGUCACUUUCUUAUGUCUCGCAUAUUUUGGCGUAGAAGAGAAACGUAUUAUAGAAGCACUCAGCUCUUUAUCAAUUUUUUUUCCCGGCGGGGAAGGGAGCAGCAAAGACCUAAAAAUUAAUUAUACCGGAAUAAGGAUGUGUGAGGCUGGUAAAUAUCGACAAGGAUUGCGAAUGAAUGUCUGAGGUCGAGCUUCAACGUUCUUAUUGAUGCAUUCAAUUGCAGAGGAAGCCUUUGGAGUAUGCCAAUCGUCAGAAGGGAAUGCCGAGCGUAGUAACCUCACUGGUUCCUCUGGUACCCUCUUCUCCCCGUUCUAUCCUACUCCUUAUUCGAAAAAUGUCAUUUGUAUUUGGGUGAUUUCCGUUCCUGCUAACAAAAGAGUGAAGCUAACAUUUGAUAAAUUUGAUCUUGCUCCCGGGGAGGACAACGUGCGAAUACUUGAUGGGCGAGAGUCGUCGAGUGAAGAGGUAGCUGUUUACCACGGAUACAACUUAUUUAGUAGUGAGUCAGCGGCGUACUCGACUGGGGGGUACAUGUGGAUAAAGUUUCAAUCCACUCUGAACUCUUGGUAUCAUACUGGAUUUAAAGCACAUUUUGAGGCUGUGGAACCACGUAAGUACAUUAUGAUUUUAUUUAUCAACAGACCAAUGAUUUUUAAGGCGUAAAGCUUGUUCGUUAGCUUGUUCAAUGUUUUUAAUUUGUCGUGAAAAAGUAGGAGCAAAUUGGGAUUUAUCGCUGAUCCUCGCUUGCCUGGUGCUUAGGUGCGCCUUCCACAUCAACUGUGGGGUUAAAUAGGUAAUUUCAGAGAUAGUUAUCAUUGGAAAAUGAAAGAGGAAAAGGCUUGAAGUACCACUGAUUAUAACAUCUCCAAGACUUUUUGUUCCUAAAGACACUUUUGCUCAAACUGCAAAUUACGACGGUAAGGUGUUAUGGAUAGUGACUAAAAAAAAUAAGUUUCUUGAAAUUUCUGGAAUGCCUAGUCACGCUGACAUGCACACACGAACUUUCUACUGUCAGACUAUGGAAUUUUUGAGAACAAUAUAUUAGGUUAUGAAGUUAUGAUGUUAGACUUCUAAAACAGUUGUUUUGUAAGCUUUGGAAAUAUCCUAGAAUACUUUGUAAAUGUAUCUAUGGACUCAGUCGUUUAAUAUGAGUAGUUGUUCUUGUUGGGAGUGCCCGACUGUCUGGAAAGCUAUACCGAGAGAGAUAGAGGGAGAGAGAGAUACUGUGGAAGAUUGUUCAUUUAAAGAAGAUUUGGAGGUAGCCGUGAGUGUGUGUCAGUGGUAAACUAAGAUAUAGUCCAUAAUGGGCUCAAGUAAGUUUUUUAGAAGAUAACUGUUGUAAUACCCACAGGUGUCCCUUCUUAGUAAGAUCCAUUACACGUUGUUUAAUAAAGUAGCUGAGUUUGUAGGAGUAUAGAAUCUCUCUUUCGGUUAAAUUAUACCGUAGGAAAAAAACAUUUAAGUUUGGUUGUCUCGAAGUUUUCCUGUGUAACUGAAUUUAGUCCAUGGCCCUGGACCAAGACUGUUUCCAGAGUAUCUUUGUAUUCCUCUUUUCACUUUGAAUUUAUCAAAUAUGUGGUGAAUAACUUGAAUCACUGACGACGCUGUACCACUUCAUCAAAAAAUGAUACUUCGUUAUCACCUUUGGUAUCACCAGUCGGGCCGUAGUAUUCAUAUAAGUAUUUUAAAGCUCAAAAGGGUGUAAACUCUGUAGAGAGCCUGCCAAACACUUCCCUGAAAAAUGGUAGGUUAAUUUGUGUGAUGCAUCUUUCUUCCCAGCCGGAAGUUCCGAGGAAAGAUGUUUUCCGGGCAACAUUUACAACAACAACCUGAAAUUAUCUGGUUACAGUGGAACUCUUCAAAGCCCAGAGGGAGGGGAAGGGUAUCUCUCUCACUCCAGCUGUAAUUGGCUCAUAGCUGUACCAGAAGGGUGCUUUGUGAAACUCAGCUUCGACACUUUUCAAAUGGUUCAAGAUAGCAUCUCAGGAGGAUGUGAUGCAGAUUAUGUAGAAGUUGUCGAUGGGAAGUACAUCGAUGGUGAGAGCGAAGGAAAAAUGUGCGGUUCCGGUACCCCCAAUAACACCUCCUCUACCGGUCGUUACAUGAUGGUUCUUUUCAGGUCUGGUCCAAUCAGAUCAUCUUUCAGGGGAUUCAAAGCAACAUUUACAGCGCUUCAUGAACCAACAAGUAAGUGAAAGCAUUCCUAUUUCUUCGUUUUCGGGGAAGUCGGUGUCUCCCCUUAAACACCUUGCCGCUCAUUCGUAACAUCCCUCAUUUCCAAUCAGUCAAAGAUAUUUUGUCUCAAAACAUUUUGAAAUUAGGUGGUAGAAAAGGCAAGUUCAAGGCAAGCGUGAAAAGCGUUCUUCAUCACGACUGAUUUGACAGGGUGUUGUUUGAAAAUACCUUAGAGGUUAUUAGCACGAGUGAAACAGAGUAAAUAAAACGAAACUGUUAUGUACUACCCCAUCAAAAUAAAGUAUUUUGAAUUUGGUUGUGAUUUUUUAUGAUAUGUAAUUUCUGAAUGAUGACGCAAGAAUCAGGUAGAGUGGUCGAUAACUGACACAAUUUCAACUGGUUUUGAACUUGUGAUGAUCCACACGUAAGGCAUUCACGACUUGUUAAAUCAUGUUCUAAAAAUGGUAUCUCAUUAUGCCAAGCAUGGCUUUCCGAUGUCUUUUAGCCGCCAUCUAGCCAUAAACAGUUACCUUUUUCACGUCAGAUUUUGAUAGGCUCGGUGGAACAGCCCCACCUGAAUCUCUCCGAAGCCAAUUCCCCUUCCCCUUCCCCUUCCCCCGUGGGAUCACUUCAAGGAAUUUACUUAAGAUUGUUUUCUGACUCCGUAGCGAAAACUAAAGCUGUAAAUUCCAGCGAGUUAUGUUACCCGGAUAACGUCCACAACUUUGAUUUGAGGUUGACCGGAUCAGAAGGGAUUCUAGAGAGUCCGUUGACCUACUACCCACCGGGUUUAUUUUGUGAAUGGCUCAUCACUGUACCCGAGGGACAAAGCGUUGAACUCAUCUUCGAGAGAUUUCAGUUGGCUCCUGGUUGCAGAGAUUAUGUGGAAGUUGGAGAUGGAAUGCCAUUGUCUGACACAUCUUUGGGAACAUACUGUGGAACUACAAUUCCCGAAAACGUUCGUUCAAGUCACCGUAAUCGUUAUAUGUUGGUUGAGUUCUACUCUGCCACAGAUUAUGCGGGUAGAAAACCACACAGAGGAUUCAAAGCCACCUUCAAGGCCGUAUCAAGUUCAGGUUGUCUACCUUUGUUUUAA
Molecule: messenger RNA, 3882 nt
Organism: Pocillopora meandrina
Lineage: Eukaryota; Metazoa; Cnidaria; Anthozoa; Scleractinia; Pocilloporidae
Source: the annotation of a GenBank genome assembly